Messenger RNA from Symbiodinium pilosum, 227 nucleotides. NCBI's taxonomy places the organism in Eukaryota, Dinophyceae, Suessiales, Symbiodiniaceae. The record is from the annotation of a GenBank genome assembly.
GUGCGCGGACAACAUCUGUGCUGGAAACCUCGGAUCAGGGCAAGACGUUGGGGCGCUACUCGCAGGAGGGCCACCCUUCAGCAACAUUGGAUACGGAGGACAGGAGGAGGGCCGGCGGUGGAGAUCGGUGGCGAGGCAGAAGAGGAUCUGACUCUGCAGACGGGGGUCCAGCUAGAGAGCAGAGGAUGCAUCCAGCUGAAGUCUUGGAGUUCUACCGCGUCUCUCAU